UCCAAUUUUGCCCCUCCUUAUAAACUUUAAAAAACUAAGGCAGACAAAGUUUUCCACCGAAGGAGGGCUUUGCACUGGCCAAGGCUAUUACGAAGGAAGCUUUAACUGUUGCCGCCACUUUGCUACUUCCGAUGACGAAGCCAUCGAGAUCCUCCAAGCCUUUUCCAUAGAGGUCAGCAAAUGCUUGCUCGACGCCGUCAAAUCCGGGCUGAUUCAUUAUGGAAAUUGGCUAAAAUUAAAGAUUGCUCGAUGCCGUCACCGUCGAUUCAUAAUGAAAAUGGACUGAAUCCAUAUAAAGGUGGGCCGAUGAUGAUUAGAUCUAGGAUUUCAUGGAAGAUGUAAGAGAUGGAGAGAAGGCGAGGAGAGAGUGAGAGAAGGCUAUGAGGCGGAGACAGAAUGGAGGAGAAGAAGAGAGACACUCUCAUUUUCUUUUUUUUCUUCCGCCCUAAAUAGUUCGACCAAACAAAGUUGAUCCGUGUAUCUUUGACUCUAGAAGGUUUGUUUUCAACUUGACGGACGUCUUCAAAGUUCAAACGUAAAACCCAUCUUCUUCUUUGCGUAACUCUCACACUUUCUCUCUCUAUAAAAAAAGAGGGGGCAAAAGUCUGCCAGUCUGGUGAGAAAGGGCCUUCAUCUCCAUCAUCUACCACGUUCUUCUCCCCUGUUUUCCAUUCACCUCUUCGCUUGAUUGCGGCUUUGCAAGGCGGCUCGAUUCGCCAUAAACGCCGCAGCACAGAUAAAAACCGAUCCGGAAAUGGGGACGAAGGCGGCGCUGAUCUAUGCGUUCGUGGCGCGCGGGAACGUGAUACUGGCGGAGCACACCGACUUCAGCGGUAACUUCAACACCAUAGCCUUUCAAUGCCUCCAGAAGCUUCCGGCAUCCAACAAUAAGUUCACCUACAACUGCGACAACCACACCUUCAACUACCUUGUGGAUGACGGUUUCACUUAUUGUGUGGUUGCUGAAGAAUCAUCUGGCCGACAAAUUCCUAUGGCAUAUUUAGAGCGUAUUAAGGAAGAUUUUGUGAAAAAAUAUGGUGGUGGAAAGGCUGCAACUGCUCCUCCUAAUAGCCUUACCAAGGAAUUUGGGUCUAAGUUGAAGGAGCAUAUGAAAUACUGUGUUGAGCAUCCAGAUGAAAUCAGCAAAAUUGCUAAGGUUAAAGCUCAAGUAUCUGAAGUCAAAGGUGUCAUGAUGGAAAAUAUUGAGAAGGUUCUGGACCGUGGGGAAAAGAUUGAGCUUCUUGUGGACAAGACUGAGAAUCUUCAUAAGCAGGCACAAGAUUUUAAGAGCACUGGCACGAAAAUCCGGCGAAAGAUGUGGCUGCAAAACAUGAAGGUGAAGCUGAUAGUAUUGAGCAUUGUGAUUGCCUUGAUCCUCAUCAUCGUUCUUUCGGUUUGCCAUGGCUUCAACUGUGGGAAGUGAUCAUGUCUUUUGUGUGGUACAAUAUACUAGUAGAAGGUACAAUAUCGUCUUGCUGUUUAUGAUUUCGAACUCACUUUGUUUUUAAAGGAAGAAGACUGUAGCACUCUGUAUGUAUUAUUUUAAGGGGUGCAGAAAUUCUUUGUUUUGUGGUCCAAACUGAUCUUACUUCUUCAAUCUUAUCUACAUAGUUUUCUGGCAUCAGACAAUGGUUGGUAAUUUUAUACUUUUACCGUGACUCAGGUAAGGUUGUGUACAUCUAAUCCUCUCGUUGAUGGUUUGCCUUUGUUUUACUUUUACGCCCGCAACAUUCGUGUCAACGUUCUCAUUGGUCACGGAUGGCUCCACGAGGACACCGCUCCAAGUUGGGUUUGAUACCACUUGUUAUAGACCAAAUAAGAGAAUUCAUCCCAAAAUAUUUGCUUUUAUUAUCUGUUGUCUAGAUAAAUCUCAUGUUUUGUGAUUGGUUUCAUUUACUAACAAAAUACAGACACAAAUUGUAAUAUCUAAUACAGGCUAAUAGUACUU
Messenger RNA from Cuscuta campestris, 1948 nucleotides. NCBI's taxonomy places the organism in Eukaryota, Viridiplantae, Streptophyta, Magnoliopsida, Solanales, Convolvulaceae. The record is from the annotation of a GenBank genome assembly.